Molecule: messenger RNA, 3179 nt
Organism: Anopheles coustani
Lineage: Eukaryota; Metazoa; Arthropoda; Insecta; Diptera; Culicidae
Gene: ITP
Product: ion transport peptide
Exons: 3
Coding region: 135-461 (108 amino acids)
Biological process (GO): circadian rhythm
Cellular component (GO): extracellular region
Molecular function (GO): neuropeptide hormone activity
Source: RefSeq, a predicted model, not a curated record
GGUGGCUGAGAGAAACGGUAGGGUCGAUCCUGCCUGGAGAGCCCGAGGAGGAAAAGCAUUUCGUUGGAGUUACCGUGACUAUCGCGUAUGAAACAGAAGCAAAGAGGGCUUGUAGAACCUAGACAAAACAAAAGAUGUGUUCCCGCAAUCUAGUGAUUUCGUUGGCAUUGAUUAUCGCACUGGUACCACUGUCGACCGUAGCCUUACCUCACCACAGCAUCGCCAAGCGCAGCUCCUUCUUCGACAUAGAAUGUAAGGGACAGUUCAACAAACAGAUCUUCUACCGGUUGGAUCGGAUAUGCGAAGACUGCUACUCGCUGUUCCGGGAGCCCCAGAUUCUGUCGUUCUGCAAGGAGGGCUGUUUCGGAACGGAUUACUUCCUGGCGUGCGUCGAGGCGCUGUUUCUCGAGGAGGAGAAGGAAAAGUUCAUGAAAUGGCGCGAGAUGCUGGGUAAGAAGUAAGCAGGAGCGCCGUUCACUACUGCAAUGGUUGCACGCCGGUGAAGCGGCAGUGGAUUGAUGUGUGUGGAACUUUUUGCUUCUUGUUUGUGAAAAAACGAAACAUAUAAAAAACCUCACAUAAAAUAUGGCCAUCUCCUGACUCUUCGCUCUCUACGCGGGUUUUUGGUGUCGACGAAGGACGACGUCAACGAACGAAUGCUAAACCUACAACCGAAUAUCAUCCGAAAAGGAACUAAGUUGCAUCCGAUCAGUACCAGAGAGGCACUAUCAAUGCUUUAGGUAUUGCUCUGUAAAGUAGACUCUGCAGGUUUACAUACUUGUAGGCAUAUAUACAUAUAUUUUUAAAUUUGCCAUUAUGUUUUAAGAGGGAAAUUUGAUUAUUUUUUCAUUUAAUUUGAAAAAAUGAAGGAUGAAACAGAAUUCAAUGAUUGAUGGAAACAAAAUGUGUACAUAAUUAUGUUGCCUCAAAACCUACGAGUAAAGUGCUAGUUAAAAGAUUACGGUAAUGCGCGUGCAAAUGAAUGUAUGUAUGGUACAAGAAUGGAAAAGGUAUAUAAAGAGAGAGAAAGUAAGAAAGAGAGAGAAAUAGAGAGAGAGAGAUAGAGAGAGAGACUAGGAUGUGUCGAGUGUUGAAGGAUAAGUAAGAAGAAUGACUAAAAAUGGUAUUUAUUUUAACUUUUAACGCAAGGAAUAAGAAGAAUCUAUAAUUUUAUUUUACACCUACGACAAAGUACAUCGAAAAACGACAAAAUACAUAUAAUAAAGUAAAACCGUUUAAAGUUCGAACAUGGUUAAGUGAGCAGAUUUAACUUAUUUAGUUUUUCAGUGCCCCGCUUUUAAGGAUGCGCAAGCGUAAAACAAUGCUGUGACGAACUACUACUGAACGAAGGUCGAGAUCCGGAAGGACGUGCGUGAAGCUUAAGGGACACAGUCAGCUCAGGCAAUCGGAAGGAAGAAGGACAGCAUAGGGAACGUAGGGGUGAGGUUGGUGCUAAGAGUGGUAAUCUGGAGAAGGGAAGGUCAUGUCAUCCACCCCGAUUGGUCUCCUUUCGAACACCCACGUCUGAAGCCCGUUGGAGGUAAACGAACGAUCGGGAACUGAAUGUUAUAUAGACGAGUUUAAUGUAAUGUUGGCCACAUGUCCGGAAAGGCAGCUUACGCUUCCACGUUUCUUUCUUUGUUUAAUGCUCGAGCGAACCCGUUUUCCUUUACUAGCAAAAGCCAAGCUUCUGUUAAAGCAAAACCAGUAACCUUUACCCGCUAGAAGUGAUCGCAUCCUAUGUAAAAUGUGUAUUUAUAUUUUUUAAUUUCAAACGAAUGGAGGUAAAACUGAAUAAUGAAUGAAAAAGAGAAAUAUAUAUUCUGUUUUGAAAUCUAGUCCAGAAAGCAAGAACACAUAAGCAAACAUAAACACACACACACACACACAUACACCCAACGGUUAGUUAAUUUGUAAUGAUAUGUAACGGAGCGGUAACGGUGGGUGAAGCGAUCGUGCUGAUUAGAUCACCACCGGAAAAGGAUGAGAGUGAAAGUAUAAAAAGAAGAAGAAAAAAAAACGAAAACAAUUAAAAAACUACGUAUGUGACCAUAGUUUCCAGGCUAAGCUCGAUCCACAAGUACCAUGUGCCAAGUAACGGAAUUAAUCAAAGAUUAUGUUAUAACACAUGUUUUCCGCUUCCGGAACCACCAAUAUUUGCAGACGGAUUACGGAGGUCCCUUUACGAGCCCUCGUACUCGCCCUUCAAAACGACACAUUAGUCUGAUUUUCUGGCGAAGUUUAUUUUUCACGUACGAGCAUUGAGCGGAAAAGCACAAAAAGGAAAUCAUUUGCGACAUUCCUUGUUAGACAGUAUUUUUUCUACUCCCCCCCCCCCCCCCCCCCCCUACGCAAACACACAAACAUCAUGUUAAGGCAAUAAAUUUGGUUACGCUAAGCUUUAUAGUUUAUGUUUUAGUUUUUUACGUUCGUUUUUACCGCCUUAAUAAUCUAUUGAGUUGCAAAAUAAAACGCUACCGUCUGUUGCUGAUACGCAAAAUGGCUUAAGCAAUUUAAUCGUUUCAUCACUUAUUAUUUCUUUAAUUUUCAAUUCUACCUUCCCACCCUGUGCCCCUUGUGUCCCAUCCCAUUUAAGUUAUUUUGUAGUGAAGGCAGUGUAUUACACAAAAAUGAAUAAAAAUUGAAAACAACAUGAAAACAACCGACUACAAUGCCGGCAGUUUAUGUGUGAAACCCGUAUCUAAAAGAUACCCCAAACCUAGCAAGCGGUAGGAAAAAAGCAAAGCCACGCCAGAUGAACCAGUUGAAUAGUAGUACACACUUCUAGAGGAGCACAAUUCUUCGUAUGAUUGUACAAGUCCGGAGCAGCAGAUCGCAGCUUGUGGUAAGGGAGUUUAAAGCGAGCGAGCAAACACAGAAAAUAAUGCAAAAAUAAAGCAAAAAAAAAUGGUUUAAUGUUAACACAUUGUAUCGCUCGCGCGUGCAGCUAGCCGUAGCCGUUGUAAAAGAUGGAAAGAAAUUUAAUGUAAAUUUACCGCUAAUAAGCUAAAGCAUCGGGUUGGAGGAAAACUGUUUGAAACGCAAAAACCUAAAAAGUCUCUCAUUUAAACAUGCGCUAACCAGCAAGAAAAAUGAUUGUGUCUAGGGCAAUCCCAUACAUAUUAAAUUACCGCACAAAGGACGAAAUAAUAAAAAAAAUAGAUCGUGACGAUCACGAA